CUCUGACCAUGAUGCUGGAAACACUGACAUGAGAGUAUCAUAUGGUCUUGAACCAUCCCGAGAGAGAGCUACAAAUACUUCAUGACUUCCUCCGGCAUCCGUCAACGCCAACGAUCGAAUCUCAACAUGCUCCCACCUCCCAGAGGCGACCGUCUCGCAGCGACCUUGGACUCUCAUGACACUCCCUCCAUAACGAACUUUACAGUCGGUAUCCCUGACUCUGUCUCUCGACCGGGACAUGAGCUUCACACCAACCCCUCUCGUUGGCGGACCAAGGAGUUCAUCUUUUACGCCAUGAUGUUCGUCCUGGUCGUACCGGUCAUGAUCUGGAUUCCAAUCCGACUCAGCUCCCCCACCAACCCGAACUAUCCACUAUACGCGCGACGGUUGUCCAAAGGAUGGCUCUUCGGUCGGCCCGUCGACAUGAGUGACCGACAAUACUCCUCGUUUCGUAACAACCUCUUCCCUCUACUCCUCCUCAGCUCUGUGCACUGUGGCUGUUCAUUCAUACAAAAACAGCUAGCAGCCUCGCCUCAAGCUCGAGCUCGAUUCAUCGCAAUCUUCUCCAUUUGUAUGCUUGUCGUUCUCCACGGUGUUUCGGCCUUGAAAAUCCUCACUAUCUUAUCCCUCAACUUUGCUGCAGCAAAAUCACCCAAAUCUGCCAUCGUGACCAAGACCUGGCCGGCGGUGUUGUUUAUGGUCAACAUGGGCGUACUCUUUCUCAACGAGCGGUUCGACGGGUACAAGCUAGGAGAGCUGCAUGCCAUGUUUGAUCCUCUAGACACUUUAGGGGGUAUACUUCCACGAUGGCAUAUCAGCUUCAAUAUCACAAUGCUGCGCAUCAUAUCAUUUGCCAUGGACUAUCAUUGGCGCAACACGGUCACCCCAGUGAAGACCCCUCUUCCCCAUGAUCAGUAUACUUUCAUUAAUUUCCUGGCAUAUAGCUUGUAUCCCCCACUUUACAUCGCGGGGCCAAUCAUGACAUUCAAUGACUUUAUGCACCAGCUGCAUAAAACAGUUGCAAUAUCGACCCGAGAGAAGGUUUUGUAUUCCAUCCGCUUCAUUUUCUGUCUUCUUACAAUGGAGUCAAUCCUUCACACCAUGUAUGUUGUAGCUAUCAAAGAUUCGAAGGCCUGGGAGGGGGAUUCUCCGGCAGAGCUAAGUAUGAUUGGGGUCUGGAAUCUGUUGAUUGUGUGGCUCAAACUUCUCAUUCCGUGGAGAUUCUUUCGGCUUUGGGCCUUGUUGGAUGGCGUCGACCCGCCUGAGAACAUGGUGAGAUGUAUGGCCAACAAUUACUCGACAUUGGGGUUUUGGAAAAGCUGGCAUAGGAGCUAUAACCUAUGGGUCGUAAGAUACUUGUACAUUCCCUUGGGCGGUGCGAAGCGCCGAUGGCUAUCGACACUGGUUGUCUUCACCUUUGUCGCCCUCUGGCAUGAUCUGUCAAUGAAGCUAUUGGCAUGGGGCUGGCUUGUCAGCCUCUUCAUUCUGCCUGAAAUCUUAGCCAGUUUCCUUUUACCAGCUUCCAAAUUUGGCGAUGCGUGGUGGUACCGCCAUCUAUGCGCCUCGGGGGGUGUCGUCAACAUGCUUUUGAUGACGUCUGCAAAUCUGGUUGGCUUCGUUCUGGGCUUGGACGGGAUGCGCUACUUCCUCUAUCAAUUGACCUCUUCUUGGGCAGGCCUCACUUUUAUGCUUUUCGCAUGCUUGUGUCUUUUCGUCGCCGUACAAGUCAUGUUCGAAUACCGUGAAGAAGAACACCGGCAAGGCCUGGAUCGUAAAUGUUAAACGCCUUCGAUAUCCUUGGUUCUCGUAACCCACCACCUUCCACUCAUCUCUACUUGCCUCGUUUACUCUCUCGUAUAUCCUCUGCAAGAUUUACUCGGACACCGGACACCGCACCGAGGCUAACGACGACGAAAUAUCCUUCUCGACCAGCUCGCGUGAUCAGCGCAUUCUUUUACAGCCUUCUGACAUGUCGCACACCUCGCAUGAUCCAACUGUUGCAUAGCCUUCAACCGUAUCUCUCCUUCCUCCAACCUCUUAGUGGAGUGAAGGCCAAGACGAGAGGGAAAGAAGAUAAAGGAGGUCGUUAGAUGAGGUUUGAACGACCUCAUCGGUCACGUCUUGAAACUCUCCACUGCCACCCGUUCCUUUGUUUCCCGUAGUGUUGCAGAUCUUGGAGAGCGCAGGGUGGAGAGAAGAAAUCUAUAUAUUAUUCUGCGCUGGUUCUUC
Messenger RNA from Tremella mesenterica DSM 1558, 2229 nucleotides. RefSeq lists its product as uncharacterized. Bases 82 to 1782 code for a protein of 566 amino acids. The record is from RefSeq and is a predicted model, not a curated record. Lineage: Eukaryota; Fungi; Basidiomycota; Tremellomycetes; Tremellales; Tremellaceae. Gene Ontology annotation, cellular component: endoplasmic reticulum. Gene Ontology annotation, biological process: GPI anchor biosynthetic process. The transcript is spliced from 11 exons.